Molecule: messenger RNA, 1312 nt
Organism: Corythoichthys intestinalis (scribbled pipefish)
Lineage: Eukaryota; Metazoa; Chordata; Actinopteri; Syngnathiformes; Syngnathidae
Exons: 8
Coding region: 108-1046 (312 amino acids)
Molecular function (GO): signaling receptor activity; carbohydrate binding
Source: RefSeq, a predicted model, not a curated record
CACACCCCCGCUCCCUUGUCAGACUCUCACACUUGCUUCCAAUGUUCCGUUGUACCUGCUGCUGAUCAACACUGAGGCUGUGAAGCUGUUCUAUCGAAACUGAAAUAAUGAAGUUACCGUCGCUCCUUAUCCACGUGGCCAUGGUGCUUGGCCUUUGGGUUCUUAAAGGAGGUCUGUGUGAGGAGGAGUUGUGUCCGUCAGGAUGGCUGGAGUUCGAAGAACAUUGUUACUACUUUUCCAAGGUCAGGGAGACAAAAUCGUGGGACGGAGCUGUAUACGACUGCGAGGCCAAGGGGGGCCAUCUGGUCAUCAUCCGGAGCAUCAAGGAGAGGAAAUGGCUGGAAUCAAAACUUUCUAAUACAUCCUGGAUCGGCCUGACUGACAGAGCAGUUGAGAGUGAGUGGAAGUGGAUCGAUGGAACCCCUUUGAAAGACAGCCUAGCGCGCUGGGAUCCAAUUCAGCCUGACAACUGGAAGGGAAAUGAACAUUGUGUUGAGAUAUAUGAUUGGAAUGACUGGAAUGACUACGACUGCAACGUGAAUAAACACUACGUCUGCAAACGCUGCCUCGAUUGCGAUGAGAUGAUGUACAACGGCAUUAAAGGCACCUGCAACCUCCAAGUGGAUGUGUACCAGGAAGUUACCGAAGUGCUGUUCAAGGACCGUCUACGCGCGGGCCGCAUCAUCGUCAUCCAGGCAAAAGUGAAGCCGAACCCGACCAAGUUUGUCGUCCACCUAUCUAUGGGCCACGGUAAAGACACCCCGUUGCGCAUCGAAGUUGAUUUCAAAGCUGGGGACCUUGAGCUGUUGACCCGCGUCGGUAGUCACGUUGGUGGAACGUAUGUCAGCAAAGUCGUCAAGAAGGACUCCUUCCCCUUCGCAGCUGGAAGCAACUUUGAGAUGACCAUCGAGUGCGGCGACAUUUUCCGCUUAGCCGUCGGCGAGGACUACGUGGUGAAUUACGAGAACGAUGGCUAUGAUCUGCAAGAUAUCCACAGGCUGUUGGUGGAGGAUGACGUGACUGUCACCGCCGUCAGGCUCAUUUGAGGCCGUUAGGCGCGGCAAAAUGGGAGUUGCUCCUUUCUGUCGGGAUGUUGACGCCAUACCGGCUCUUAACAUCAAAUGAACUGUUACCCUUGCUUGCAAAAAUUCUGUUUUGACGUUACUUCUGAUGAAUAUUAUAGCUUUUGGUCAAGACUGACUCAAAGUAAUCUGCCCCAUUGUGUAAAUGACCGCAUAUAUACAAUUUUGAAUGGCUAUUUAAAGUUUCUUCAUCUUUUUACCAUUUUUCUUCAAUAAACGUAUACUCUUAU